Messenger RNA from Oppia nitens, 3165 nucleotides. RefSeq lists its product as uncharacterized. The record is from RefSeq and is a predicted model, not a curated record. Lineage: Eukaryota; Metazoa; Arthropoda; Arachnida; Sarcoptiformes; Oppiidae. The transcript has 10 exons. The coding region runs from base 112 to 3165 and encodes 1017 amino acids.
ACUACUGAUGGCUUAUCUAAAUCGAAAAAAUCAAGUGUUUUGAAUCAGUCAUCGACAGCAACCACAACGACAACCACAACAACAGGUCAACUGUUAGGACAGUCGACAUCAAUGUCAUCGCCGGCGCCGCCGACGCCGUCGACAACAACAUUGUUAUCAAUACUGGUCGCCGAAGGUAUAGAUCUGAUACUUAAUGUACUCAACAAUGCCAUAACAUUACACAAACGGGUGACGGGAUCUAAACAGUGCUGUACGCCCAGCCAUAGACUACGUGAGUGUACCUACCAUUGCCUACAAAUCCUAUCGGUUCGGGCGCUCCUGUAUUCAAGUCAAUGUCAAUCGGCACAGAAACGGCUGAUCAGCGAAAGUCCGCUAAAAGUAUUAAUAACAGCCAUCGACUCGACACACGAUCCGCAAUUGAUAUGUUUGGCGUUGCAAAUCAUUGCCAAUCUGGCCCUGAAUCCCGAUAAUCAUCGGGUGCUGAUGGACGCCGAAAUAGCCGACUGUCUAACACAAUUGAUAUUGCCGUCGGACGAGUGGUUUUAUACCAAUACUACUACAUCGUACGCCAAAUAUGUUAAACACCAAUCGGCACGUAUUAUGGUCUACUUGGGACUGGAGAAGCGUCUCAAACAUAAAGUCAAUCUGUUUGAUCUGUUAGAUGAAAGAGUACGUCCGGAAACACCAGUUUUCGAUAGCUAUGAAGAUCACUAUAUAAUGUCGACAUCAUUGGCACCGAUAGCCGUACACUCGCCACAAGACAAGUGCCGACUAUUGGGCGCCUCUAUAGAGGGCGUAGUCUUUAAUUUGGUUAAACUAAUUGAGACUAAACUAUUGAACGGUGAGGACAGCGACUGUAACGACCCGCUGCUAUACGACUCCUACUAUUUCGAUGGCACACAACUGAGGCCAACAUCAUCGGCAGCCGCGGCCACCCAGAGCUACGGUGGCCUACCGUCGGUAGUGGCGCCGGCCAUACAUGUCGACCUACCGUCCAGUAGUAGUACAACCAAUCGGACGGUUAUCGGCGACAACAACACGUAUGCCGAUGUUGUUGGCGGUGUCGACACCCAAACAACAACAUCGACACAACAACCGUUGGACUCGUUUUUCUAUCUGUCGGCUCUGCCGACUAGCGUACCGGCGCUGAUAGUCCUUCGGCUAUUGCAGCACAAAAUGUUUGGCUGUAUAUCCCUAUGGGCCUGGCCAUCGGGUGCCGUCAGCCGAUCCAGUAUGGCCGGUUCGAUGUCGAUGGCCAGUGGCGAACGAUCGCGGGCAUCAUCGACGUCUAACGCGGCACUGGACGCACUGAAUGCGGCGGCCGCGGCAGCCGCUGCCACUCUGGGCUCGCGGCGUAACGUCAAUCUGACCAUCAAUUGUUCGACAGGUAGUCUAUCGCCGGCUCCCGGUGUCGGCGUCGGCGCCGGUCGAGUGGACAUCGAGAGGCGCACAUCGCUAAAAGGUUUUGGUGACACCCGUCUGAUAAUACAGACAUCACUACCGAUAACAUCGGUAACACUSACAAUGGGUCCCAACACUGGUAGCGCCGCCAAUACAGGUGCCAAACAAUUGCUAUCAUCAUCGGCUGUAUCGCCGCAAUCAUCAUUGGCAUUGGUYGGCCUGAAAACAACUACUGGUGGCCAACAACCGUACAGCGGCAGUGGUGUCGUCGGCCGAAAAUCACUGRUCGAUCCGCAGCUACAGCACSUGAUGUACGCGACGACGACARCUGCUACCGAUAGUAGUCGUGAGAGUACACCCGCCGACUCACCCGUCCAUCACCAACACCAACARCAACAACAACAYCAGUCCCGACGGCCGUUUCGUUUUUCUAGUCUACGCCGCAAACGGCUGUCCCGAUCGACCGAUACGGGUAGUCCACCGCCACAAUCGUCRUCGUCGGGACGCGACUCGUUGACCAAUACCGCCGCCGYCGCCAAUGUUGUUGCUGCUGCUGCUGUCGAUGUCGAUACACCCGAACGUACCGAAGCCGAUAUUAUGGCCUUUCAGCGUGACAUACAAAACYUGCCGCGCGGUGACACMUCACCGGUACCACAUUUACCGACUGGUGGUCUCGGCCAGUAUGGUUCAAGUAUUGCCGCCUAUAUUAGGGACGCACUGGAACGGUCGGCAUUUGGUGGCGGUGGUGGCCAACCUCACGGUGGCGGUAACGGUAUGGCCGCCAAUAAUCUCGGCUACAAUAGGCCCCGAUCGUGCAGUGURCCGCGUGUCCAUUUCGAUAGUCUAGCCGCCACUUCUAGUAGUAAUUGUCUACAAUUGCCGUCCGCCAUGACUGCACAGGCCGUCCAAAAGUUUAUGGUGUCGUCAUCGACAUCACCGCAGCCAUUAUUGCCGCCGCCGUCGUCAUCGCUAAUCACACGUAGCGCUACUKCCGAGUGGUCGUCGUCGCCGCCGCAGCCGUCGACAGUGGCCGUCAUCGGUAGUAAUCAGUCAAUGACUACCGGACCCGGUGUCGCCACUCCCGGAGCCAGUAUAGGUCCACCGCAACCACUGGCAGCCAAUACAGGUAUCAGUCCGUCGGUAUCGCCGUCAAAGUUGGCGCCCAAACAGCCRACUGCGGCGGCCAACGAAAGCCCGCACUCGGCUGGCGGUGGUGGCGGCGGCGGUUCAUCGGCCACUACAUAUCGAUCGCCGUCUCGAUCCGGGUCGCGAUCGGGCAGUGCCGGACACGUAGGCAUUGGCUGUAUCGGCGGCGUCGGCACCGGUGGUAUCGACCCGAUUAUGCCGCACACMCAUCGGGCUAUACUGAAACUACUGCACGACUGGUGCCGACUGUGUCCGCACGAUUUUACCGAAAACAAACUGAUUGCCCGCGAAAUAAGCGACUUUCUCAACAAGAUUUCAAUAUUGGGUGCACACUAUCGAUGGUUUGCCGAUGAAAUACGAGUGUUGGCCGAUCUAGAGGACACGGAUAACAUUGAUGACAGUCAGGACACGGAUCAGGCCAUCAAUCAGGAGUAUCAUAUGCUACAACAAUUGGUGGUCACUGGCCAAUUGCCAUGCUCAAAAGAUGAGGCAUCAGUAUUGGCCGGCAUUCAAUUGAGAAUAGAGGAGACGUGGCCUCAAUCGAGGACAGGUAGUCAUCAGCAYCARCAKCWSCAUCAGUAUCAUUAUAAUCAACCGUCACCACAACACACCGCUUAA